This is a messenger RNA of Polistes dominula (European paper wasp), 1319 nucleotides long. Its product is annotated as putative ribosome production factor 1. Gene Ontology annotation, biological process: maturation of LSU-rRNA; maturation of 5.8S rRNA. The record is from RefSeq and is a predicted model, not a curated record. NCBI's taxonomy places the organism in Eukaryota, Metazoa, Arthropoda, Insecta, Hymenoptera, Vespidae. Gene Ontology annotation, molecular function: rRNA primary transcript binding. Gene Ontology annotation, cellular component: nucleolus; preribosome, large subunit precursor.
UAAGAAUAGUUUAUAGAUAAAACUUUUAAAAUAAUUUUAAGUAUCAUGCCUAUUAUGUAAAUAUACUCUGGUUACUGGAUGUAAUAUAAUAGGUUAUGUUAGGUAUUUUAUACGUGUGUAGUGUUUGAAAUUUGUAUCUGCAUAGCACGUGUUUUGUGAAGAGCAUUGAAUUAUUUAUUUUAUUUACGAAUCGAAUUAAAAAAUACAAAAUGAAGAUUAAAAAUUUGAGGAAAAAUCCUUUGAGUCGCCCUAAAAAGGAAAAAGCAAAAGAAAAGAAAGAGGAAAAUUCAGAGGAAGAAAAUAAACCAAAUACAUCAACGAGCCAAUCUACUGAGGUUAUGUUACCGACUGAAAGUAAUUUCAAUCACAUUAAAUGCAAAGCUGUCAGAUAUGAAAAGUGUAAACAAUUAUUAAAACAAAAAGCAAAGGCUAAGAAAGAAGCCAAGAAGCUUAGAAUACAAGAAGGUGCACCGAAGCAGGUACCACAUACAAUAGAAAGUUUAAGAGAAAAGGAUGAAACUACAAUAGUUGGUGAUUUGGAUGACGAAGAGAACGAAGAAGUUAAACUUGAUCUAGAGCAUGAUGAAUUUUCUUCAUAUUAUAAGAAAGAAUAUGAGCCUAAAGUUUUAAUCACAUACUCUGACAAUCCAUCAAGGAAGACAAGAAUUUUUGGUCGAGAACUUACACGAAUGGUACCAAAUUCUAUCUCCUUGUAUAGAAAUCGUUCCGGUGUUAAAAAGAUAGUUAAAAGUUCCAUCGCUAGAAAUUUUACAGAUAUAAUUAUAGUCAACGAAGACCGCUGUGUACCAAAUGGAAUGUUAGUAAUUCAUUUGCCCGAUGGUCCAACUGCAUAUUUUAAGUUAAGCAACGUUAAAAUUACACCCGAGUUACGUCGUAGUCAUAAAGAAAUUACGGAUCAUAGGCCAGAAGUUAUUUUAACUAAUUUCACUACUCGUUUGGGAUAUACAAUAGGAAGAAUGUUAGGUGCAUUAUUUCAUUAUCAGCCCGAGUUUAAGGGUAGAAGAGUUGUAACUUUCCAUAAUCAGAGAGAUUACAUAUUUUUUAGACAUCAUAGGUACGAAUUUAAUUUGAAGACGGGCAAACCAAGAUUACGAGAAUUAGGUCCACGAUUUACUUUAAGAUUGAAGUCCUUACAACACGGUACAUUCGAUAGUAAGUAUGGAGACUAUGAAUGGCUUAUCCAAGGACGUCGUCAUGAAAUGGAAACCAGCAGAAGAAAAUUCUUCUUAUAAAUUUAUUGAUAGAAAAUAUUUGUAUUUACACAAUUUAACAUAUUUUGGUGAUAAUUAUAUUAUCAC